This is a messenger RNA of Dermacentor andersoni, 1288 nucleotides long. It is a transcript of the gene eIF1A, whose product is annotated as eukaryotic translation initiation factor 1A. Gene Ontology annotation, biological process: translational initiation. NCBI's taxonomy places the organism in Eukaryota, Metazoa, Arthropoda, Arachnida, Ixodida, Ixodidae. Gene Ontology annotation, molecular function: RNA binding; translation initiation factor activity. The record is from RefSeq and is a predicted model, not a curated record.
GCAGCGCCAUCUUUUCCGGGCUUGUGCGUCGUCCAUAUUGCGUGCUGCACAAGUAGGUCUCCGAAAUUUGUGAGCAUUUCAUUGUGAAAAACGCCAACUAAGUACUCCUGAUAUGCCGAAGAACAAGGGAAAGGGAGGUAAAAAUAGGAGAAGAGGAAAGAACGAAAAUGAAACUGAAAAGAGAGAACUCGUCUUCAAGGAGGACGGCCAAGAAUAUGCACAAGUUAUCAAAAUGCUUGGCAACGGACGGCUAGAGGCCAUGUGCUUUGAUGGCAUGAAGAGACUGUGUCACAUUCGAGGAAAACUGAGAAAAAAAGUUUGGAUAAACCAGGGUGACAUCAUUUUAGUGGGUUUGCGGGACUACCAAGAUGCCAAGGCAGACGUCAUCCUCAAAUACAAUCCAGACGAAGCACGAAACCUAAAGUCCUACGGAGAACUGCCAGAGCACGCGAAAAUCAACGACACUGUCAACUUUGGUGAAGAAGAGGAAGACGACAACAUUGAGUUCGAUGAAGUCAGUGGCGAUGAGGACAUUGAGGGGAUCUGAGCAUUGGUGAAGAGCAUGCAGGAGCAAUCCCCACUGUAUCACCGUUUGCAGAAUGUCGAAUGCCACUGGUUUCUCUCUGCUACCUUUCAUGCGAAAUUUACCAUUUUUUCCGUGCUUGUGUCGUGUGAAGUCUGCAGAAGUAAAGGUAAUAAAGUGCUAUUUAUUUUCCUUUCUCCCCGGCCUAAGAAUUUGCUGACAGCAAGGACUGUGCUGUCAUUGAAACUGUUGCGCACGCAUGUGCCGUUGUGACGGCAACAUUGGCGAGGAGGAAGCCUGUUGUCAGAGUUGGACAAGAAAAAAUGGACCUUGAAAAGAAAUUUUUUUUGGUGAAAUGUAAAUUUUCCCGUGUCAUCAGCGGCAACAUUCUGCUGUUCUGUUUUCAUGAGUGUUUAAUUGAAGUGGGUGAAUCUGGGCUCUUGCUGUGUCACUGCAGUGUGGUUGGGCAAUCAAGAAAGGAACCUGCCUCAAGUUGCUCAGUUGUAGCUGUUUAUCUGGAGCUGUUACCACCCUUGUGCUCUAUUGUUUUUACUGUGGUGUGUGUAAGGCAGCGAUGAAAUGAUUGAAUGGUUGUAGACAAUAAAAGGGCUGCUUUACAUGAUGUAUAAAAUGAUUAUUUCGAUAUGUGCGGUAGUGGCUGCCGAAAGCAGAUUUCACAUUAAUUUUUUUCCUGCUACAUCUUAAUGUCUGUGAAUAAGAAAAUAAUGUAACAAAGUGCUAAUAAAGACAUUACUGCCAAUUCAA